Molecule: messenger RNA, 2330 nt
Organism: Rhodofomes roseus
Lineage: Eukaryota; Fungi; Basidiomycota; Agaricomycetes; Polyporales; Fomitopsidaceae
Exons: 8
Coding region: 28-2199 (723 amino acids)
Source: RefSeq, a predicted model, not a curated record
GCAUCCCCGGUGCUCCUCCGGUCCAUCAUGAGCGUCCUACCGCACACAUUGCUCAUCUUGGUACAUCUUCAUCUCUUGAACCACCCCUCAACGAACCCUUCGGCAUAUGAUGAACACCUCUUUGAUCCCACGCGAAUCGGCAUACGGGAACGCACGAAGGCCAUGGAGGAUAUCUCCUACUUCCUAGUAGCCAAGGUGGAAGGCGGGAAGGGGCGUGCUAGAUCGUUUUUGUCCACAUACCCUUGUCUACAGCCUGCGGACACCACCGCAUUUCGUAUUUCACUAGCGAAGUAUCUCGAGACUCUGCGACACAGUAGCUUAUUCCCUAGCCAUGCGGAAGAUAGACAGAAGAGCAAGGAUGAUACGAAGGUGAAACAUGCUGACACGCCACAAAGGCACGCCUGGUGGUGGCAGGACGUGGUGGUACGUAAAUCCCUUCUGGAGGAAUGCAGCGGUGAGCGGUUCGAGCGUCUGCUCCUGGCUCUGUCCAUACACGCACUCUUCGUCAAUACACCUGGACCAUCCGUGCCUGACCCGGUGUCUCAAGCGGAAGUGCCGAGGCGUAUUGAAUCACUGCAGACCCUGCCACAAGCAUAUGUCUCUCUUCUGGAAUCGUCGCUAUCCGCGCGACGUGGAUGGGAACAGUCCGCGUCGCGUCUCGUGCAGGAGCAAGAGGAUUUGUCAGUCCUCCGCGAACGCCUCCUAGACCCGACUGCCGCAUCGAGCUCGAAGUUUGACAGCCUGUCAACAGACCGCCUCGUAGCUCUCCGAGACUCACGCCUGCAUGAUCUCCUCCGCGCGACAUGGAAGAACGCAGACGGCCGCCGUGCUCUGCACUUCCUCAUAGACCUUGCAGGGCUGCAGACUUCCCCCGUUACUCGUGACGCAUCCCGACCUCUCCAGACCGCCGAUGUCGGGCAAGAUAAGGCGGACGUUCAGUGCACACUACCGACCCCUGUUACCGUCCCUCCACUACCGAUUGCCGCCGCCAACCACCCAACGAAUGUACGCUCUCUCAAGGCUCCCCUCUUCUCUCCGCCGACAAAGAGCCUCUCCGCCAAUCCUCCGGUCUCCGAAGCAAAUACACACUCCGCCCAGGAUCCCACAAAAGAUCGUCUGUCAGAGCGACUAGCCUCGAUCCAGCGCACUCAUCAGGCCCUCCUUGAUGUUGCACUACGGACCGACAACGUCCGCCAGGACCUGGAGCGGCGCUCGCGCUCAGCGCAACCGGCGCACGCGGUGCCCGCUCUCGGGACCGGCUCCAGCCUCAACCUGGGCAUCUGGGAAGCACCGUCACGCAUGCACAUUGACUUCAGAGCGCCAAGCGAAGUCCCCUCAAGCUCCACGCUUGGGCCGCCGGCAGACACAGUUGUUGAGGAACGCAUUGCUCGGAUCCGAACCGCCCUGCUCCCCAAAUAUCCUGAGGCACCGUCUCACAGUGACUUGGAUUUGGACGAGCCCGCUACAUCAUCAGUCAGCAUCGCGACUACGUCCGCAAGCCGGCUACUUCAGCCGUCUGGGAAGGGUCAUUGGCGAUCUCAGGGAUCCAAGGAUAGCGGCUACGAUGUCAAAGCCAAUCGUUAUCAACCCGCGAAAGCUGCAGACCUUGCUGUUCACGACCGCGACCCUAAGAUUUCUGGCGAGAUGAAAGAGCCGCGGGCUUUGGACGUGGAUACUGGCGCCCGGAAGGUGUCAACGAAGCUUUCACGAAGGGCAUCAGCUGCCAGAGCACGCCGUACGACACUGCUUGCGCGACGUAAUCUGUAUGAUGACGAGGUAGACGAAAUAGUGGAAGCGGUUGAGGAUGGUUCCCCACCAUUCGCAGACAACGUUCAAACGCCAAAGGCAAGGCAAGGCACGGCAGGUACCCUCUUGUCGACUAUCAAGAAGACAAUCCCCCGACCUUCCUUUGACAUCGAACGGCACGAACGCGCGAUAGACGUGCCGCUGCCCAAACUCAGGCUCAGCGCACUCGACACGCAUGACCUGCAUGCAGAGAUCUCGCCCAAGGAGGACGUGGUACGACGCUUUCCUGUGCCUGCCCAGGACGAGCACUCUGGGGACGAAGAUGAGUUCUAUGAGGGUCACAGUGUCACUCUCAGGGAUAUCCUGCUGAAGGCGACCGAUGCAAAUGGCGAUCAAUACGACUUGCUCGGGGAGGAGGAAGACGACUUAGGUGACGAAGCCUUCGAAUGGUAAUGAGAACUUGCGGCACGAUUCGAGUUUAGUCUUGUACAUCGCCUUUACGUGCAUGCGAUAUUGUAGAUGGACGGAGCCCUCGCGGCAUUGAAACACAACCGGACCGCUUGCUAGCGAGCGGUAAGGUAGGA